CUUAGAAAAAUAUGGCUGCCCCCAACAAAUAAGUCCUAUAUACACGGUGACUGCAAAUAUUCAUAAUGGAUUCGAAAGAAGUGAAAGCGACAUUGAAAAAUGCGAGAGAGGCCAUCCGAAAUAAAGAGUACAAGGAAGCAUUGAAACAUUGCAAGUCUGUUUUAGCCUGGGACAAGAACAACUACAAUGCUUUGGUUUUUGUGGGUGUUGCUGCCGAGGGAUUGGACCAGGUUGAUCAGGCGGUGAAGGCAUAUAAAAGGGCUAUAGAAUCUGCCCCUGGUCAGGCCCUAGCCUGGCAGGGAUUGGCAGGUCUCUAUGAGAAAAGACCAUCACCAGAACAUGAGACUGACUUGAUCAGUGUUUAUCAGAAGUUGCAGGAAAUACACGGCAGUGAAGAGGAGAAGAAACGAGAUAUUCUGGUGAAACUUGCUAAGCUGUACAUCAGACUGGGGGAGCUAGAACGGGGAUUACAGAUAUAUGAGGAGGUAAUUGAAGGGGAAAAAGAUUCAGCCAGAAGAAAACACCUUCAAACUGACUUGGUGGAUAUUCUUAUGGCAGAGAGAAGUUUGACAACUCAACAUGAACACAUGGUGAUGGAGCUGGUUGCCAUGCUAACACGAGAGGAGACAACAGUGACCUUCACACAACCAGAACUCUUGGUCACUCGGUACCUGGACCUUCUUAUCAAGCACUGUAAGGUAAAUGGCCUCCUGAUCAAUGUGGUCGCCUACAGUCUAUGUUCCCAGCACUUUCUUAUCCGUUGGAAAUCCUCAUCAUACACCACAUGGAAACAAACACAGAUAUACAACUUCCUGGAGACUACUGUCAACAAGUUGAAGGACCUUGAGCCAGAGAGCCCUUAUCUUGUUGCUGCCCAGGGCUACAUAUUGUUGCAUCAGAAAAACUACGUGCAGGCUCGACCAUUGCUUGCUUCAGCUGCCGAGGUCCUGAAGAGAGUCGUUGUUGUACAUUACUGCCUAGCCAAGACUUUGUUAUCACUACACAUUAAUAAACAGGCUCAGAAAGUUUGUACUACCUGUUUUAGUCUGAUACUCAAGAAGGACCGGGUUGUAAUAUCAGGUGGUGACCUGGACUCACGAUUGUCUGGGCUACGUUGUCACAUAGACUACAGGAUAGGAACACCGACUGCUCUGGACAGGGCCAUCCAAACACUUUCUCAGGGAGGAAAUCUGUCCAGUGAGCUGAAGGUUUUACUAGGGUUUAUUUAUCUGAAGGCCAGCAGAGUUGAAGAAGCCCAGAAAUUGGUGGUUGGGACCAAGGACACCGCCACUCUAGAUGGAUGGAUACAUUUCGUCAGGGGAGACUACUCUGGGGCUAUCCUCAGGUUAACACUGGCCGUGGAAUCUGCUCCAGACAUAAGUGAAAACCACCUCAUGCUGGGUAAAGCAUUUUGGGAAAUGUGGAAAAAGGAGAAAUCCAAGGAGUUGGGAGAGAAGAGCUACAUGUCAUUUCUAAAGGCUGCCAAGCUGGACCCGUACAACAGUGAGGUAUUCUUGUAUCUGGGUCACUUUUCCUUGGAUGUCCAGCAAGACAAGGUCAAGGCCACAAAGUGUUAUCAGAAGGCAUUUGACCUUGACAUUGACAAUGAUGAUGCUGGUGCAGCCCUCUGUGAUCUUUUGUCCAGUGCAGGUCAGGAGGAAGAUGCCCAUAAAAUCAUCGUCUCUGUCACAUCUAAAGCUAGCGCAGGAAGUGCCAAGUGGGCGUGGCUUCGGUUGGGGCUGUACCAAGUCAAGUAUGACAGUCCUUCUGUGGCCAUCACCAGCUUCCAGUCAGCACUGAGGGCUGACCCUAAAGACAACCAUGUUUGGGAGUGUCUGGCUGAAGCCUACCUACACAGAGGCAGUCUAACGGCAGCUCUCAAGGCCUUCACCAAGGCUUCAGAGCUGGCUCCCAACUCCCUGUACUGUCUGUAUCAAAUCGCUGCUAUAAAGCAGAUGCUAUGCAUGUACACGGAGGCCAUUGUGGAGUACAAGGUUAUCCUGGAACGCUCACCAAACUACGUACCAGCUUUGAAGGGUGUUGGAGAGACUUAUCUAUUACUGGCUAGGAAUCACCUGUCCCAGAGUUUCCAUGGGCGUGCCCGAGAAAAUUGUGAGGAUGCUCUGCUUUUCCUCACCAGGGCAGCGAACCACCGUGCGGACAUGUCCUGUCUGUGGAAGUUGAUGGGCGAUGCCUGUACACUGGUCCAUAGUCUGGCACCGGAGACCUUCAGGUUCACUGUGGACAAUAAACUGGUGUCCAGGGCAGGGGAAACCUGUCCCCCAGGGACAUCUAGAAUAAAUCUUCUACAGACCCUGGAACUUGGGGCUAGGUGUUAUGGCCGAGCUUUAAAGGCCCUUUCAGAUUGUGCCUCAUUAUGGCAUGACCUUGGAGUCAAUUUCUUCUACCAAUCACAGCAGUCGGCACAAACUGACGUCAUUGCCAGACUGUCCACUAAAGCCGUAAAUUCCUUGAAGAAAGCCUUGACAAUUGAUCCUAAGAACCAUCUACACUGGAAUGCUCUAGGAAGGGUAUUCUGUUCAAAAGGAUGUUACUCACCAGAUAAGGCCCAGCACUGCUUUAUCAAGUCCAUACAGGCUGAACCAAAUAAUGUAGUGGCUUGGUCUAAUUUGGCAACACUUUAUUUCAAGAAUGGCAAUAUAGAGCUUGCCCACGAUGCCUUCAAGACCGCUCAGAGUUUAGAGCCAUCCUAUGUUGCCUGCUGGAUUGGACAGGCACUGAUUGCAGAGACAGUUGGACAUGAAGAUGCCAUGGACUUGUUCAGACACACCAAUGAACUAGCCAAUCACGUAGAGGGAGCCACUGGGUAUGCCAGCUGGGUGUGUUCUAUGCUGAAGGACAAGAGUAAACACAACACAGAGUUGUUCCGAUACUCAAUAAAGCAAAUGGCAGCCAUACCAGCAGCCUCGGACGCUCUUGCCAAAUAUCUAGAUCUUGACAAGACCAAUCCCACUGCUUACAACAUGUAUGGAUUACUACUGGAACACCAAGGUUUAUACAAGAUGGCUGCCCGAUCUCUCAAAUCUGCUCUAGAGCUGUGUGAUGAUGCCUCACCCCAUGAUGAGGAAAUUAGGAUCAACUAUGCUCGCAUACUGUGUAAAGAUCAGCGGUACCUAGAAGCGGGAGUGCAGUAUGACCUUGUGGCUGACAUUGUGACCUUGGAGGACAUGUGUAACAAAGGUCUGGCCCUGUACAAGGCUGGUCGGUACUCUGACAGUGUUACAGUAUACACGGCCGCCCUGGCUCUAGCUGAAACGGAGGAAGAACAGUCACAUGUAUCUGUUGCCAUGGGAAUGGUCCACUAUCGGGAAGGAGAUCUUGAGACAACAAAGUCAGUCCUCUUCCAGAGUUCCCAAAUGACUCCACCCUCAAGGAUGGGUCUACUGGCAUUGUGUGCUCUUGGGAUAAUUCAAACAGACAUGACCUUGACCUUGGCUGUCCUUCAGGAACUUUUGGUGGGAGCCGGGUCGACCAGUCAGUCGGACAUAGCUCACCUCAUGUCGUCUGCCAAUGCUGUUAUUGAGGGCAAUCCACGGGCAGCUAAGAACUUUGUCCAGCAGUGUAUCCAUAAAUAUCCAGACCAGGUGGACCUGUGGCGCCUCCUGGGGUCUGUCCUUGUCACUCAUUGUCAUGAAUCCAUUGCAGUGGCUGGUGCUGCCACCUGUGUACAGAAAGUCCAUUCAUUAAACCCAACACUACCUGGUAUAAUGAAGCUAGUUACCAGUGCUCAGUUAGCAGGUGGACACCACAGUCAGACCCGCAGAAAUGGGGUAUUAUCCAGUGCUCAAAGGGCAGUACAUCUAAACCCAGAUCAGAUGGACAACUGGUGUAACUUGACAGCGGCCAUCCACAGCCAUACUGUAUUCCACAAUCGCAAUGCAGACAGACUUACUCAACUUGCCCUUGUGUACCUGAACUGGAUCUCUUCAACAUUUACAGAAGCUUCAACCACUUUGACAAAUUGGUGUAAAAGACAAAGAGUUAUUUCCCUUGUUGGAGCUGGUAGAGUAGACGAAGCAGAAGCCUUACUAUGCCAGUUAAAGAGCUGUGCAGAUCCAGAUCUGGAAGAUUUUGCCAGGAUCACAGAAGCUGUGAUGAAUGGAGACAUUGGGGCCAUGUCGGAACAGUUACUCAAGUCACGAGACAACCCAUUUCUCCUGGAGGCUUUGUUGGAGACAUGUGAGCAGGAAGGGGUCAGUGUGAACCUAAGUGAAAUAUUAGGAGAGGACCAGGAAGGCAGAGGAAGGAGAAUCGACCUGGUGUGCAAAGUACUACAUGUUUACUACAUUUACAAACAGGCCAAGAGGACUGGUGUUCAGGAUGGUGUUGAGGGAAUGUUGAAGAAGCCAGUGACAGAGGUACAAAAACUGGAUUCCCACUGUCUCCCAGUGAUGCUGGUCCUGGCUACAGCCUGUCUGACAGCGAACCCCAGACUGGCCAAGCACUGUGUUGUUAAAGUGAGUGAGGGAAGACAUUUACAAAUUGAUAAGGGUGAUGAAGUGUCCAUAGCGAGAUGUCUCCUCAUCAAACUUAUAUACAACCCUAACAAGGAGUCUGAAGCUCUCAAGAAACUGUUGGCAGAGGCAGCAGAGGAGGAGGAUGUGAUUGUCCUGGACUUCUACAAUGUUCUCUCCAGCCAUAAGUGACUCUGGCCAUAAGUGACAAGUCGCAAAAACAAAUAACCGAAAACACACUACUUCGUUUGAAACUAGAAGUUCUAGGAUCUCAGUGAUUUAUAAAAAGACAGAAUUGUGAAAUCUCAAAA
Pecten maximus is the source of this 4786-nucleotide messenger RNA. Its product is annotated as tetratricopeptide repeat protein 37-like. The record is from RefSeq and is a predicted model, not a curated record. Gene Ontology annotation, molecular function: protein binding. NCBI's taxonomy places the organism in Eukaryota, Metazoa, Mollusca, Bivalvia, Pectinida, Pectinidae. Gene Ontology annotation, cellular component: Ski complex.